AUGAAUAAUUGUUCAAUCUCUCGCGGUUCGGCGAACGAAGAAAUGACGCGGAUAAAUCGCUAGCGAUUUGUUAAGACAACGAAACGCAGGGAAUCUAUUGAAAUAAGAUCGUGAUGUGUGACAGUUCGACAAAGGGUCAACGAACGAUCGUGUUGCGACACUUGCCGUGAGCGGCGCUAGCGUACAGCAAAUUUUUCAAUUGACUCCAUGCGAUGCGUGCGACUGCGUGCGACACGUGUCUACGCGUGCUACAUCAACCAUGAGGAACAACGCGAGAAAUGUCAAAGAUAAAGGUCGGACGGAUAAGGGCGAUAACGAGGAUAAACCACGGGAGAAGAAGUUUGAUAAAAAGAAAUACAGAUUACAGAAAUACAGCAACAAGUAUAAAGUAAAUCAAUGGGAGGAGAGGAGGAAGAAGGCUGUGUUACGCGAAUUUUAUAAAGACCUUACGAAGGAACAACAGAAUUCAUUGGGAACGUCGUUAAACACGUCCGAAAAUGCGGAUGAGGCGAGCAGCAAGUUGAACAAGAAGGGCUACGCCUUUUUCAAGGCUAAGCGAGAGUAUAAGCGGAAACAUGAGGAGAAGAUGAAAAGGAAAGAGGAAGCCAUUCGCAAAAAGGCGGAACGAGAAGAGGCCUUGAAGAAAUACAAAGAGAAGAAAAUGCGCAAUUUCAAGUUGUUGUCGAAGAAGACGAAGAAAGGACAGCCUGUCAUGAAAGGCAGAAUUGAAUUGUUGCUAGAAAAGAUACAGCGUAGCACGACGUAAUCAGUGAUUGCUGCUUCAUCUCUGGUUAGACUGAUUUAAUUAUCUCACAUUAUAGCUUAAUGGAGCAUUUGGAGGAGCAGUGGAAUGUUUUCGCUUCUGUACAUGAUGUAUAUUGUACAUUACAUGGCGCCAUGUGUACAUAAAUGUUUUAAUAAUAGCACAUUUUACUUUAUUGAAUUUUUGCCACACGAGAUUGUCUUCAAAUUUGUUACAUUAUAUAUUUCAUGUAAUUGUAUCAUUUGAAGUGACAAUUGCAUGUAUAAUCGUUCAUUAAAUUGUAAUAAAAUGAAGUAAUUAUAUAAAUAAAUUAUAGAAAAAUAGAGAAAAUAUAUAAAGUAAAUGAAAUU
Molecule: messenger RNA, 1113 nt
Organism: Solenopsis invicta (red fire ant)
Lineage: Eukaryota; Metazoa; Arthropoda; Insecta; Hymenoptera; Formicidae
Product: thyroid transcription factor 1-associated protein 26 homolog
Exons: 4
Coding region: 260-766 (168 amino acids)
Cellular component (GO): nucleus
Source: RefSeq, a predicted model, not a curated record